CGACAGACUGGGAAAAGACAUUUCGAACACUACAUCCAAUCCUAAGAAUGUUUUUAUAAGUUUUUGUAUUCUUUCUCAAUCUCCUGAAAGUUUGCAAUGAACGAUGAGUGGCAGCCCCUCUGAGCCAGCACGACACCUGAAGCGCACCAAGCAAAACGAGGCUGAAGAUUCCAAGGUCUUAAAGAUUGCCCGGCUGGCACCAGAUUAUGAGCGUCUUGUCGACUCCAGCGCAAGUAUUGAGAUCCAGGAGGCUCGGGUCCCAAAGCGGGCUACUUCGCCUGAGAAUACUUCAGACCUUCUAUUUUUGACCGAAGGUGAAUCCUCGUACGCAUCUGAACAAACGGCACGUGAUAUUACAAAAUCACGGGAUUCGCUCCAGUCUCUGGAUGAGGUUAAGACCGGUACUUCUUUGUUGAAGGCGGCUAGCAUCAACACAGGACCGAGUGUUACUGAAAAUGCUGAACUCUCACCUGAGAUAUGCUUAGGCAUGAUAUUCGGGGCCAAGGCUGCGUAUGUUGACGGAGCCUCACUUGAUGAGACCUGUUUCAAAAAUGUGCUCAUUGGAGACCCCCAAUAUAUCAGACUAAAGCUGCUAUUGAAGAAUAACUGUCACUUCUUGUGCUUUGAUUUUUCCGACGUCGGUAUUGCAGUGCUCGACACUCGGACUUCAGCCGUCCUUCAAAGGAUUGAGACUAUCUGUCCAACGCAGCUUUACGUAUUUAAAGAUGAGUCUCCAGCACCCAGUAUUGACCAACAAGGAGAUCAGAGUUUUUCUCGACAGCACAUACUCCAUCUUGUCAUUGAUAUAUACAGUCCUAGGAGGUUCGCAGAAGCCAUCGGGAAGGAACUUUCAAAGGUUUAUUUCUAUCUCCAGCACCCAUAUCGACCCGACAAGUCUAGACUAUAUGAGAAUCCUCACGAGUUUAAGUCCAAGAGGCAGGCACCUGGAUACAUACCUGGAAAGCCGGAACUCUUGUCACAGCAAUCAUUACCAUAUAUUCAGACACCCACGGCGGACCUCCCAAAGGAAGAACGACAAGCUUCGCUCGUCGAGCAACUUCUACAAACACAGGUGCAAAACCAAACAAUUCAGCAAAGUGACCCUGAUUCCCGCAUAACGACGAAUUUACUCCUCCAUCAGAAACAAGCGCUGUAUUUCAUUCUGCAGCGAGAAAGAGGUAUCAUUAAUAGCGGCUUAUCUCUGUGGAAAACCGAGGGUACGGAACACCGGCCGUACUAUCGACACUCUAUCCACGACUUUAGAACGGUGAAACUCCCAGAGGACAAUCGUGGAGGACUUCUUGCGGACGAGAUGGGGUUGGGCAAGACAUUAUCUCUGAUCUCAGCAAUUGUAACGUCACUUGACGAUGCAAAAACUUAUUCAUGUCUACACCAGCAAAAGAAUAGAGUAAACGCUGCUCGAAAAAGUCGUGCCACCUUGGUCAUUGCGCCGUCUACAGUCCUGCUCGACGGAUGGUUGACAGAAAUAAAAAGCCAUGUUUUUGAAGGAACGCUAAAUGUGUACCUGUAUCACGGCCAAGGAAGGCAGUCAGACGUGGAACAUCUCCUUGACUAUGACAUUGUUCUGACGACAUAUGCGACAAUUUCAGCCGAGCACAGCAAAGCAUCGCCACCUCUUCAGCAACUGGAAUGGUUUCGUAUAGUUUUAGAUGAGGCUCACUUUAUUCGAAAUUCCUCUACCAAACAGUUCCAAGCAGUUUGUAGACUCAAAGCGCAGCGCCGCUGGUGCUUGUCCGGCACCCCGGUGCAGAAUUCCCUCGAAGAUCUGGGAUCACUUAUGCAAUUCCUUCGAGUUCCUUUUCUGGACAGGAAAGCCGACUUUAAGAGACAUAUCAUUUCUCCUCUUUUAACGGGAAAGUCGGAAUCAACCUUGAAUCUUCGUCUGCUUCUGGAUGCUAUUUGCUUGCGGAGAAUGAUGUCGAUACUGAACCUUCCCAAGACUCGUUACCAAACGCAGCGCGUAACACAAUCGCCAGAGGAGAGAAAUCUGUAUGAUGAGAUUCUGCAGAAAUCGCGAGAGGAGAUUGAGCUUGCCGUAUCUAGCAAGAACUCAGGGACGGCUUACAGUAGUAUCUUGAGAGCGAUUCUUCGCACAAGAAUGCUUUGUGAUCAUGGCACUUUUCUCAAAGCAGCUAGCAAGAGCAGGCUAGUCUCUCCGUCGAUCGAUAAUGGAGACAUUCUUUCUGAGUUGCAGGAAGGUGACAGGGGAUUAGACCAACUUUCACCACACUUAACCUCGAACAGAGAUGAUCCGUGGCAAAUGGAUAUUGAUACACCUCACCGCCCAAGUCAUGAUCUUUUGCUCCCGAGCUCCGAAACGCUCCAACGUGGACAUUCAACAAAACUCCUGGCACUUGUGAAAAAUCUCAGAAGUGAAGGACUGGAAGUCAAGAGCAUUGUCUUCUCCUGUUGGAAAACAACACUUGAUCUCGUAGAGCCCCUGCUUCGGUCAAACAAUCUGACAUUCAUACGCAUCGAUGGCAAUGUCUCCGGAUCUGGACGAGCUUCUCUAGUGAACAAAUUUCAAACUGAUCCCAGAAUCAAGAUCAUACUUAUGACGACAGGCACGGGCGCCGUUGGUCUCAACCUUACCAUCGCCACCCAAGUACACAUACUAGAGCCACAAUGGAACCCAUCCAUAGAAUCCCAGGCUAUUGGACGCACGCUUCGGCUAACGCAAAAAGAUGUCGUGACGGUAACACGAUAUAUUACCGAAAAUACGAUUGAAGAGCAAGUUCAAGAUAGGCAGAGCAAAAAGUUGGAGUUGGCAGAGCUCACAUUAAAUCAAGAUAUGGGGUCAGAAGAUCAGAUGUCGCAGCGGCUACAAAACCUUCGAUCCCUCUUGCGCGUGUAAAAUCGGUCCUAAGAAUUCGUUAAGGCUAAAAUAGUGACACUGGGUGUAAGAUUAGCGAACUCAGGUUGAGUGUUUAACUGAAAGCAUGUUUUACAGAUGAAUUCGGUGAUCGCUUUGCUGAGUUAGAAGGAACAAAGUCCACUUAUGACCCAGAAAUGCAAUGCUUCACCUCGUUGUGAGUUC
This is a messenger RNA of Hyaloscypha bicolor E, 3058 nucleotides long. RefSeq lists its product as uncharacterized. Gene Ontology annotation, molecular function: ATP-dependent chromatin remodeler activity; ATP binding. The transcript is spliced from 12 exons. The coding region runs from base 104 to 2875 and encodes 923 amino acids. The record is from RefSeq and is a predicted model, not a curated record. Lineage: Eukaryota; Fungi; Ascomycota; Leotiomycetes; Helotiales; Hyaloscyphaceae.